Messenger RNA from Thyridium curvatum, 579 nucleotides. RefSeq lists its product as uncharacterized. The transcript has 5 exons. Bases 1 to 579 code for a protein of 192 amino acids. Gene Ontology annotation, biological process: protein peptidyl-prolyl isomerization. NCBI's taxonomy places the organism in Eukaryota, Fungi, Ascomycota, Sordariomycetes, Thyridiales, Thyridiaceae. Gene Ontology annotation, molecular function: peptidyl-prolyl cis-trans isomerase activity. The record is from RefSeq and is a predicted model, not a curated record.
AUGCGUCUUCUCGUUUCUCUAUCCCUGCUGGCCUCGGCCGCUGUCGGUGUUCUCGGUGCCGAGGAGCUGGGCAUUGACGUCACCACCGCCGUCGAGUGCGAGAGGAAGACCAAGAAGGGCGACACCAUCCAGGUGCACUACCGCGGCACCCUCAAGUCCAAUGGCCAGAAGUUUGAUGCCAGCUACGACCGCAAUGUGCCUUUCGCCUUCACUCUGGGUGGCGGGCAGGUGAUCAAGGGCUGGGACCAGGGUCUGCUCGACAUGUGCAUCGGCGAGAAGAGGACUCUCACCGUCCCUCCCAGCCUGGGCUACGGCCAGCGCGGCAUGGGCCCCAUCCCCGCCGGAUCGACCCUAGUCUUUGAGACCGAGUUGGUGGGCAUCCAGGGCGUCCCGAAGCCCGAGUCCAUCGUGACCAAGUCCGCCACCAAGAGCAGCGCCGCUGCCGAGUCGAGCAACGUCGCCGAGUCGGCCUCGGAGAAGAUCGCCGAGAAGGUCGCCAGCAAGGUCGCCGAGGCGGCCGAGGUCGUCAAGACCAUCAUCGCCGACACCGACGACGUCGAGGAGCACCAGGAGCUCUAG